Messenger RNA from Phymastichus coffea, 1472 nucleotides. RefSeq names its product dual specificity protein phosphatase 3-like. The record is from RefSeq and is a predicted model, not a curated record. Bases 244 to 1110 code for a protein of 288 amino acids. Lineage: Eukaryota; Metazoa; Arthropoda; Insecta; Hymenoptera; Eulophidae. Gene Ontology annotation, molecular function: MAP kinase phosphatase activity; protein tyrosine/serine/threonine phosphatase activity. Gene Ontology annotation, biological process: negative regulation of MAPK cascade; protein dephosphorylation. Gene Ontology annotation, cellular component: cytoplasm. The transcript has 6 exons.
GCAUAUCGAAGUCUCAGCUAAGAGACCCACCGCCAUCUAGUAAACUAAACUCCGCGCACACUGUAUUAUAUUGCGCAGUUUCACUCGGUUGCGGAGAAAUAAACACUUACCGGUGUCGCGGAGAAAUAGAUACUUACCGGUCGCGUGUACACGGUGUGCACGCAUCUGGCGCGACUCGCAGGCAGUUCGGCAGAAGCGAUUUUAGUCGCUGGCUGAUCGUCGAGGUUGUUUGUUGUCAUCGUCAUGGAGCACCGCACGUACAGCUAUACGAGCAGAGUUCCGGAAGACCAUUUUCACUUCACGAUAGCUUUUCCAGAGCUAUUCCGUCGGCGUGUAAUGGCAGUCUCGCAGUCGACUCGAACGUUUUCAGCGAAAAGAAAAAAAAAAGCUUGGUCGCAGAGGUCGACAGUUAAAUCGCAUAUGGCGAACGCCGCUCUUCCCCAAACACUUGCAGUGCGCUUUCAGGACUUUCAAAAGCAGCUACCCGGUGGAGAGACGUCGAUGGAUAACCUACUAGACGCGCUGCGAACCACGAAGACGGAUUUCAAACGGCUACCUGGCUUUGACCCGAAUGUCGACGAAGACGAGUACCAUCGCGCUCAGCAGUGCAUCGACUGUGACGAAGUCUUUCCUCGUGUUUACAUCGGCGACGGUAGGAGUCGAUUAAAGAAACAGUUUUGUGCGUCUAGAUUGACUGCCAAAAACAAAGAAUACUUGCUGAGGAUAGGCAUAACCCACGUGCUGAACGCAGCCGAGGGCAAGGCAUUCGGCAUGGUAAAUACGGACAGCAAUUACUACAAAGACACCAACGUCAAGUACCUUGGCUUGCAAAUAAAGGAUCGGCUGAGCAUGGACAUCAGCCAGUACUUUUAUACGGCAGCGUCGUUCAUCCAAGACGCUUGUGCGUCUGGCGGUCGAGUUUUUGUGCACUGUGUCCAGGGUGUGUCCAGAAGCGCGACGUGCGUGAUCGCUUAUUUGAUGAUCAAAAAAGCAAUGCUGGCGAAAGACGCGAUUCGUACGGUGAGACUUAGCCGAGAGAUUGGUCCAAAUGAAGGGUUCCUACGUCAGCUUGCACACCUCGAUAACCAACUACGCAGACAGCGAAUGUGAAAUUUCUCUUCUAAAGCCUUUUCAAGGAAUCGAUUGUAUACGUCUAUAAGGUUAAUUUUCCGAGAUGAUUUUCAAGCGAAUAGUAGAGCGCGCGAAUUCGAAAACUACAGGUUCGUUGUUAUAAAAAGAAACAUUAAGAUAGCACUUUUAAUAUUAUUAUUACAAACGAGAGAGAAAUCAUUUUUUAAUUGUCAAUUUGCAUUACUUCAGCACUAUUUUCUUUUAUCCUUCGUACAAUUCGAGUGAUUUAUCAAAUGAUUAAAAAGUAAUAAUUUAUAUAUAUAUAUAUUGUAUACUGAAAUUAUGAACCUUAAUUCCUAUUCGUUGUUUUUAAAAUUAAUUUAAUGUUUAUAUAUAUUAUU